GGAUUCUACUUUUCCCCCUGUGAAAUUCAACUCUAGCCCCCAUUUCUUGGAUCGUCCGUUUUUGGUUUCUCAGUCCCGCUUUCCCACCAAACCGGAACACACCGGAAAUCUCUCAUUUCCACCUCCAGACUCUACAACCCCUUUCCACCCUCUGUCGAUCGAUCUAGAGAAGGUGUCGGGGGUGGGGCGGGUUGCGGGUUUAAUAACACGACGAUGAAGCACAAAAACGGUGAGAUCUGGGAAUUCGAGAACAACGUAAACAGUACUACUGGUGGAGUGGAGGAUGCCCACUCCGACGGGGGCGUAAUUUUAGGUUUGGACGGCGGCACCACCUCCACCAUCUGUAUCUGCAUGCGGGUCCUCCCCUUCUCCUCCUCUAACCUCCCCGACCCUCUUCCGAUCCUCGCUCGAGCCGUUGCCGGUUGCUCCAACCACAACAGCGUCGGAGAAGCAGCUGCAAGGGAUACAUUAGAACAGGUUAUGGCCGAAACCCUUGUUAAAGCAGGUGCCAAGCGAUCUGCUGUUCGAGCUGUUUGUUUAGGUGUAUCUGGUGUUAACCAUCCAACAGAUCAAGAAAGAGUAUUGAAUUGGCUAAGGGACAUAUUUCCAAGCCAUGUAAAGCUAUAUGUCCAUAAUGAUGCCGUAGCAGCUUUGGCUAGCGGGACAUAUGGUAAACUUCAUGGCUGCGUUUUAAUUGCCGGUACAGGUUGCAUUGCUUAUGGGUUCGCUGAAGAUGGACAAGAAGCACGAGCUGCCGGUGCUGGCCCUGCCUUAGGUGAUUGGGGCAGUGGCUAUGGAAUUUCUGCACAGGCAUUAACAGCAGUGAUAAGGGCUAAUGAUGGUCGUGGUCCACAAACAAUGCUUACAAAUAGUAUUCUACAGUCACUUGGUCUUUCUUCGCCUGAUGAACUUAUUGGGUGGACCUAUGCAGAUCCAUCUUGGGCCCGCAUUGCGGCACUUGUUCCACUAGUGGUGUCCUGUGCGGAAGCUGGAGAUCAAAUCGCUAAUAGGAUUUUGGAUGAAGCAGUCCAAGAAUUGGCUCUAGAUGUGAAAGCAGUUGUUAAAAGACUUGGCUUGAGUGGACCAGAUGGAAAUGGCUCUUUCCCAGUUGUGAUGGUUGGUGGUGUGCUUGAAGCUAAUAAGAAGUGGGAUAUAGGUAAAGAAGUUACUGCCUGUAUCCAGAAGACCUAUCCCAAGGCUAGUCCAAUUAGACCAAAGGUGGAGCCUGCCGUUGGGGCUGCAUUGCUUGCUUGGAACUCUUUGAUGAAAGAAACAAGCAAACUGUCGUGAUAGAUGACCCUGGAUUAGUUAGGAGCAUCCAAUUGUAAAGUUCAACAUACAAUACCUUGUACAUUGAUUUAUGCCAUAAACCUUUGGUAUCUAUCCCUUAUCGGCCAAAAAGCUCCUUCAUUGUCUUGACUCUGCGCGUGGUCAUGUUCCCAUGGCAGUUGAUGAGUUGAGUGCAUACAUUUACAAAUUGCUGAUGUGAUAUUAGAAAACCCACUCCAGCUCCACACACUCUGCUCGUAAUUAGAGCAUAGACAACGAUUGAAUUGUUUUGCUUCUAUGUCAAAUUUUGAUUUGAUUAUUGACUUGUCAAAUUCUUCUUUUA
Rhododendron vialii is the source of this 1612-nucleotide messenger RNA. RefSeq lists its product as uncharacterized. The transcript is spliced from 7 exons. The record is from RefSeq and is a predicted model, not a curated record. NCBI's taxonomy places the organism in Eukaryota, Viridiplantae, Streptophyta, Magnoliopsida, Ericales, Ericaceae. The coding region runs from base 214 to 1290 and encodes 358 amino acids.